This is a messenger RNA of Ostertagia ostertagi, 432 nucleotides long. The record is from the annotation of a GenBank genome assembly. NCBI's taxonomy places the organism in Eukaryota, Metazoa, Nematoda, Chromadorea, Rhabditida, Trichostrongylidae.
AUGACGAAGGAGCGUAGCAGCAGUAACACUCGACGACCUAUUGACACCUCUCUAUCGAAUUCUUUUUCCUCAGGCGUUUCAUCACUGUCCUCGUCGAACUACGGUGUGAGAACCGUGAGGGUUUUCAAAAAUGGGGACCCAUAUCAUCAAGGCACGAAGUUCGUUGUGAAUCGCCGCUAUGUGCACGAUUUGGAUCACAUGCUGAACCUAUUGAGUGAAAAAAUUGACUUACCAUACGGCGCAAAACGACUUUUCACCACUAACGGCAAACUGGUUCGGCACUUAAACGACAUCGAGGACAAACAAACCAGCGCGUCGACCACAUCGGAAAAGAACCGCGAAACCUGGCUUGUACCAAAUCUGGCAAGUGAACGCCCUGUCAAGACAGACCGCUUGACGGGAAAUCCUGAAAGAAAAAGGUUUUGCCCCUAA